Molecule: messenger RNA, 2394 nt
Organism: Etheostoma cragini (Arkansas darter)
Lineage: Eukaryota; Metazoa; Chordata; Actinopteri; Perciformes; Percidae
Gene: chrnb1
Product: cholinergic receptor, nicotinic, beta 1 (muscle)
Exons: 11
Coding region: 266-1750 (494 amino acids)
Biological process (GO): regulation of membrane potential; nervous system process; monoatomic ion transmembrane transport
Cellular component (GO): postsynaptic membrane; synapse; neuron projection
Molecular function (GO): transmembrane signaling receptor activity; acetylcholine-gated monoatomic cation-selective channel activity
Source: RefSeq, a predicted model, not a curated record
AUGGCCAAAGUAGAGCCUGGUCCACACCAUCACAGACUGACUAAGGGGGUAAACAGUGACACACACCCCUCCUCCCCAAGGAUGUAAUUGGAGCAGACAGCAGUUGGCCAGGCUCGCCUGACUGACAGACAACAACAGUCCAAACCAAAAGUUACACUGAAGAGUUCCAGUGAGCUGCAUUGGAAAAGAAAGAAAGAAAGAAUUAAGUUUGGAUUAAUCAACGGAGUUUAGCAGAGGAGAGAGCUUUUUGGUUUGGGAGGUCGCCAUGAAAAGCCUGGAUCUGAUCCUGCUGACAUGUUGCUUAUGCAGCCUGAGCACAUUUGGAGGUGCGUCUGAAGUGGAGAAGGCUCUGUUGAAGCAGCUCUUUACCGGCUACAACCUUAAGGUGCGGCCGGCAUCUAGGCCUGAAGAGAGGGUGGUGGUCCGUGUGGGUAUGGUCCUCUCCUCCUUCGUUGGACUGAAUAUGAAAAAUGAAGAAAUGAGCUCAGUCGUUGUCAUGAAUCUGGAAUGGACAGAUCAUCGGUUGUCAUGGAAACCCAAGGAGCAUGAUGGGGUUGAGGUGAUGCGUAUCCCCGCCGCGAAGGUUUGGCUGCCUGACAUAGUCCUCAUCAAUAAUAAUGACGGGGUGUUCGAUGUGGCCCUGCAUGUCCAUGUGCAGGCCUACAGUAAUGGCAGAAUAACUUGGACUCCCCCUGCCCUCUACUGCAGCUCCUGUGGAGUUAAGGUAACGUAUUUCCCGUUUGACUGGCAGAACUGCACCAUGCAGUUCCGCUCCUACACAUACGACUCGACGGAGAUCGACGUGCAGUACGCACUGGACUCAAAAGGCAACGAGAUCCGGGAGAUCCAAUUGGACGAAUCUUUCAGCGAGGGCGGCGAGUGGCACAUCCGACACAAGCCGUGCAGGAAGAACAUGAACAAUGACCUAUAUGAGGACAUGACUUUCUACCUCAUCAUUGAGCGGAAGCCCCUGUACUACGUCUUGAACAUCAUCCUCCCCUGCAUCCUCAUCACCAUCAUCGCCAUCUUUAACUUCUACUUGCCUCCUGACGCAGGAGAGAAGAUGGGUCUGUCGAUCAACGUGUUGCUCACCCUGACUGUGUUCUUGCUGCUGCUGGCGGAUAAGAUCCCAGAGACUUCACUCGGUGUCCCCAUCAUUGUCAACUACAUCAUGUUCACCAUGAUCCUGGUCACGUUUUCUGUUAUCCUUGGUGUGGUCGUCCUGAACCUGCACCACCGCUCACCCAACACCCACACCAUGCCCAUGUGGGUCCGUAAGAUCUUCAUCCACAUGUUGCCCCCUUACCUGGGCAUGAUGCGGCCAAAAGUAGAGACGCCCCUCUCCCUGGAGACCAUUCCCCGCAGAGAGAAAAAGAUCGUCACCAUCAGCAAGGUGGCCGACGAAUACUUCAUCCGCAAGCCCGACUCCUCCAUCCUGUUCCCCAAGCCCAACAGGUUUCAUCCCGAGGGCAUGUGUACAGACCUGAGAAAGUUCAUCGAUGGUCCCAGUAGCUACUUGACACUACCCGACGAGCUCAAGUCAGCCAUCGUGGCCAUCAUAUACAUCGCCGAGGCUCUUCAGGCUGAGAAGGACUACGAAGCUCUGAAGGAGGACUGGCAGUAUGUGGCCAUGGUGGUGGACCGCAUGUUUCUCUGGCUUUUCGUCGUCUUCACCACUGUGGGCACCUUGGCCAUCUUCGCUGAUGCCAGCUUCAACCACACCCCCACCGACCCCUUUAAAGCUCCCUGAAGGAGCGGGACGUUUUGUCUUCUUGAGCCAUACCCAUCCUGAUUUAUCACCACAACAAAUAGGGACAAAAUAAAUUACUGAAUUGACCUGCCAAAUGAUUCUCUGGGUGUAUUUCACCAUCAGCUAAUCAUUUAGAAACUCUAACAGGUACUCGAGGCAAGAAACUUGUCCAACGUACCCCACAUGUUUUUCACAGUCAUCUGUCACCAAGCACCGCAAAUUUACUUUAAUUUCACAUGACUUCAAGAUGGUCAUUUGUCUUUAGUGUAGACAGAAUCAAAUGUUAAAAUACAUCUUCACAAUAUUCCUUAUGACGAUGAACUAUUUAUAUUACAUUUGCCAUUUUUACGGAAGCCCGGAAUUAAAAAGAAUUCUGGUGAUUCAUUCUGAUGUAAAUAGAUUUCUCCUGUUUAUGACUUACAGUGGAAAAAAUAAUGCAAGGAUAAUUUUUGUGACACAGGUGGGAAAGUUUGUGAAACAGGUGGGAAAAAAAUAAGAAAAAAUGAAAAAAAUAAAUGUACCUGGUUUCCCGUUUUCAACCUGCCAAAAACAUAUUGUGCGAAGAAAUUGCGCAACUCCAGACUCUGUACUACAUUUAACAAUAAUUUAUUAAAUGGUAAAUAUUACAUUUAAAUAAUAAUAUA